AACAGUGCAAAAGGUAUACACGAAAGAACAAAACAUUCAGUGGACAGUGAAUUUUUGACAGAAAAAUGUCAACAUUCACUUUCAGUACUCUUUGCGAGAGUUUUGAAAAUAUUUCGAAAUUAAAAGAAAAAAGCAAGAAGACUGAAGAAUUAUCAAAAAUGCUGAAUAGCUACCGAAAAUUUAAUAAUUCUUUAUAUUCAUUAUUAAGACUAUUAUUGCCGAAAUUAGAGAGAGAACGUGGUCCCCAUGGUUUACAACAUAAGUCUCUAAGAGUUCUAUAUACUCGUAUUUUUUGUUUGAGUAAAGAAAGUUUAACUUCAAGGAGCCAAGCAAAUUACAGGGCCAACGAAUGUGGUGAGGAUUUUGCUGAUCGAGUGUACCAACUUAUUCGGAGUCAACUUCAAAAUAAAGAAAGUUUACUCCCCAUAGAAGAAAUAAAUACCUUUCUUGACAAUAUUUCAUCUAAGAAUGCAUCUAAUGAAAAAAAGGAUUCAAUAUUCUUAGCAAUUGCUAAAAAAAUGAGUGCAUUUGAAUUUAAAUGGUUAACAAGAAUUAUAUUAAAAGACUUAAGACUUGGUAUCGGGCAGAACAAAAUAUUGAAAGCUAUUCAUCCGAAAGCUGAAGAAUUAUUUAAUUUAACGUCUGAUCUUCGAGAAAUUUGCAACAAAUUACAAAAUGUUGAUAAGAUUGAAAAACCUGGGAUAAAAAUUUUCUAUCACAUUAAGCCAAUGCUUUUGGAACGCUGUCGAAUCGAGGACGUUGGAAAAUUAUUUCAGGAUCAAUCCACGAAAUACAUUUUACAAGUAAAAUAUGAUGGUGAACGGUCACAAAUUCACAUAAAAGAUGGACGCUUUAAGUAUUUUACAAGAAAUAGUUACGACAUAACAAAUAACGCAUUAUAUGGGGAAAGCAUUAAUUCUGAUGGAUUUUUGACAAAAAAUAUUUGCCGACUUAUUAAAAAUAAUUGUAAGUCGUUAAUUUUGGAUGGAGAGAUAAUGGGAUGGCACAAGGCGAAAAAAGUAUUUGGAUCAAAAGGCAUGUCAUUUGAUGUGAAAAAAUUAACCAGUAAUAGCGCUUUGCAACCAUGUUUUGUUGCAUAUGAUUUAAUUAUGUACAAUGACGAAUUACUUCUCAACCUUCCUUACAAUAAGAGAUUGGAGAGAUUACAAAAUUUAUUUCAAGAUGAAGAAGGCAUUAUGAUCAAGGCGAAAUCAACAGUAGUAUGUGAAAGUGCGCAGGUUGUUGAUUUCUUCAACGAGUGUCUAGAUAAAAAAGAAGAAGGAAUUGUAUUAAAAAAAUAUAAUUCAUUAUAUAGACCAAAUUGUCGAGAAGGAGGCGAAUGCUACAAAAUUAAAGCAGAGUUUUCAGAUGAUUUAAUACAAGACACAGAUUUAAUAAUAUUAGGAGGAUAUUAUGGAAAUGGAAGAGAUGCAGGACUAUUGAGAAGUUUUUUAAUGGGAGUUCAAUCUACUGGUAAUCAGUCUAAAAAGUUUCAAUCAGUUGUUUCAGUCAGUUCGGGUUUAAACAAGGAACAAUUACUCGCAUUACAGAAAAAAUUUGAAUUGAAAGGUCAGAAAAACUGUCCAGAUUCUAUUGUCGGCCCAAAGAAUAAUCUCCCAGACAUAUGGAUAAAGCCAGAAGAAUCAGUAAUUUUACAAGUGCGCGCUUCAGAAAUUAUUCGGUCUAAUUUUUAUCCAACGGGAUAUACUUUAAGAUUUCCGCGGGUCGAAUCUGUUAGACACGAUAAGCCAUGGCAUGAUGCGUGUUCCUAUACAGAAUUUUUGUCAUAUAUUAAGGAUACAGGUAUUGUACAAAAGUUAACGAAACGACAUGCAACCAUUCCGAAUACUGAAAAUAUUAAACCCAAGAAAAUUCCAAAAUCCGUAACAUUAAAAUCAUUUACAUCAAAAAAAAUUGAGGAAAGAUUUCUGGGCGUUCAUUCAAGUGACGUAGUUAGAAUUUCUCGUUGCCUAAAGGGAAAGGAAAUCUGCGUUUUGAACGGCGAUGAGGAGUUGUCAAAAAAUGAUAUAGAAAAACUCCUAAUAUCUCAUGCAGCUAAAAUUGUGCAAAAUCCAGGUCCAAAAACGUAUUGUGUAAUUAUAGGAAAUGCAGAAAAGGUUAAAGUAAAAAAUGCAAUGAUGGAUAAGAAUCAAGAUUUUGUUGGAAUAAAUUGGUUGAAAAGAACUACUGAUAUAAAGAACUGGCCCCUAAAACAAGAUUUUUAUCCAUGGGAAUUGCUGGCAUCUCGAUCGUCCACGACUAAUAGUCUUUUAAACAAUUUUGAUAAAUUUCAGGAUAGUUAUGUCGAAGAUGUUGACGAAUUUACUUUAUCUCGAAUUUUAAAACAGAUAAGCAUAAAUACUGAGGAAUUUACGACUCAAGAUUUUAAAUUCGUCGAAGAAGCAUUAUUUUCGGGCCCAUCACCAUUUUCAAUUUUUAGAGGUUUUGUCGGAUAUUUUCAUAACCCUGAAGACAGACAAAAAUAUUCAUUUAGAUUCUUAUCAGGAAAUGUCCAAGUAAAUGUUAAUGAACAUGUUACUCAUAUUUUCUUAGAAGAAAAUAAUCAAAGUAUUAUUCAACAAUAUCAUAAUGAAUUCCCUGAUACUAUUAUGAUUGAAAGUAAAUACAUUGAAGAAUGUUUCAAAAAAAGAGCAUUGUUAACUUGUGAUGAUUAUAUUAUUAAAGCUAAUUAAAUUUUAUUAAGCCUUUAACAAAUUUUGGUACAGAAUUUGUUUUAAAUACAUGUAAAUAAAUAAUUUUAUAACUAUAUAAAUUCAUUUAUAUGUAAAUAUUGUAGAUGUGGUUCUUUUUAUUAAAAAUAAACUA
Leptopilina heterotoma is the source of this 2826-nucleotide messenger RNA. Its product is annotated as general transcription factor 3C polypeptide 3-like. The transcript is spliced from 12 exons. Bases 66 to 2693 code for a protein of 875 amino acids. The record is from RefSeq and is a predicted model, not a curated record. NCBI's taxonomy places the organism in Eukaryota, Metazoa, Arthropoda, Insecta, Hymenoptera, Figitidae. Gene Ontology annotation, molecular function: DNA binding; DNA ligase (ATP) activity; ATP binding. Gene Ontology annotation, biological process: DNA biosynthetic process; transcription by RNA polymerase III; DNA recombination. Gene Ontology annotation, cellular component: DNA ligase IV complex; transcription factor TFIIIC complex; DNA-dependent protein kinase-DNA ligase 4 complex.